Molecule: messenger RNA, 780 nt
Organism: Uloborus diversus
Lineage: Eukaryota; Metazoa; Arthropoda; Arachnida; Araneae; Uloboridae
Exons: 2
Coding region: 1-780 (259 amino acids)
Molecular function (GO): nucleic acid binding
Source: RefSeq, a predicted model, not a curated record
AUGGAUGAAAAUGAAAUUACUAGACUAGGAGGAAGAUUAGAAUUUGCUGAAUUAUCUACAGAAGGAAAACAUCCUAUGAUUCUUCCAAAACGGUCCUGGCUGACAUUUUUCAUCGUGAGAAGAGAACAUGAAAAAAUGAUGCACGGUGGAACAGCUUGCACUUUAGCGCGAAUUCGGCAACGUUUCUGGAUUCCAAAAGGACGGCAGUUAGUCAAAAGUGUAAUCAAAAAGUGUCGAAUCUGCCAAAAAUAUCUUUCGAAGGCUGCUAAUCAAAUUACAGCUCCGUUGCCACUUGACAGAAGUAACACCUCGCCUCCAUUCUCAGUUUGCGGAUUAGAUUUUGCGGGACCAAUUUAUGUGAAAUUUUUUAAAGAAGUUCGAAAAUCCUAUAUAGUUUUGUUUACAUGUGCAGUUACUAGAUCAAUUCACCUUGAACUCGUUAGCGAUAUGACAACAGAUUCCUUCUUAUUAGCACUUCGAAUAUUUUUAGCUAGAAGAGUAAACUUUGAAAGAGCUGCUUGGUGGGGAGGUUUUUACGAGCGACUUGUGAAAUUCGUAAAAGAUUGCCUGCGGAAAAUUGUAGGGAAAGUCUUGUUAAAUUUUGAAGAAAUGACUACAUUGCUUACAGAAGUAGAUAUUGUCCACAACUUGCGACCGCUAACUUACGUCUACAAUGAAAAUAGUGAACCUUUGCCUUUGAUACCAAUGCACUUCCUAAAUUUUGGUCGAGAACCUCAAUAUCCUAUCAAUUUCGCUGAAAUAGCAGAAAAUGAAUCGUAA